GGCAGACAUAGAAACAGGAGCAUUACAAAUAUUAUGGUGUGUUUGGUAUAUCAGGCCAUAGAAACCGCUGGGAAUAAUGGUAUAAAAGGAAUUUCUCUUAUCAGAGGACACAUAUCUUUCUACAAGGGUUCAUCAGUGCCUGCUGAGCGCAAAUAAAAAUGAAGACAGCUUGGACUUCAAUUGGAUUGUUGACAUUUGUCACACUCUUCCAGAAUGGAGAGUGCACAGUUGCAAGUUGGACAUCACCAGUGAUUGCACAGGCAGAUGGCGGCAGUGGUACUCUUACAAAUACAGUUGAUAAUGGUGCAACAACCGCAAGUUUUAGUAUAACUGCUACCGGGGAUAAAACUAUAGCUUACGCAAUGACACAGAAUCCCACCGCCGGCGCAACUUUUGCCAUCGACGGUAGUUCAGGUGCUGUCACAAUCUCGGCAGGCACUGUGGCUUACGCAACUGCGACAACGUAUACAUUUACCGUUACUGCUACUGAUGCAGAUGGAUCGGCCAGUGCUACCGUGACGCUUUCGGUUAAUGACGAACCAGCCUUUGCAGCCACCCAAUACGGCUAUACAAUCGCAGAUGCAGCAGCUUCAGGCACAACUUUGGCAACACAUACGGCAACAGAUGUAGUGAACAGUGGCUCGUUAACAUACUCUUUCUUAAGUGGAAAUACAAACACGGAUUUUGCAGUGAGCACCUCAGGGGUUAUAACCACCGCAAACGCAAUGGCUGCUUCCACAACAGGAGGAUAUAGUCUUGUGCUUACGGCUGCAGACGCUACUCUUACAGGAACUACGACUAUUUGGGUCGUUGUAACGUCAUGCUCAAACGGAGCUGCAGGAAUCUUAGCUGGCGUCAUGACUUUGUUGAUGGCAAUGACAGCGGCUUUGUAUUAGUUAAUAUAGUGACAACGAAAUAUUUCCGUUCCUUCAUCAAUAGCGUAUUACACUGGAAAAGACGAUUGAUCAUAUAAGACUGAGACAUAUUGCGUCAACAUAAAUUCACUUUACAUUUAAAACCGAUAAAUCAACGAUAUUAACAUAAUUCAUUUACAGAAAACCUCUGUAUCGAGUAAAUGGUUGUCAUUGCUAAAUGUUAUUUUAUCUACUAUUGCAUGGCACCAACUGUAAAUACAGUCUUGGAAGUUGAUGUAAAAUGAAUGAAGUCGAGCGGGAAAUGAAUCGUCACUUCGGAUAGAAUGUGUAGAAGAAAUUUCUUUGUUUGUUUGUUUUAUUACACAAAUGCUAGAAUGAUAUCAAGCCACUCGAUAUCUGUGUAUCUAUACCGAUAGGAUGUAUACCAAUAGUUAUGAAAUAUCUUAAUGUUUUAAAUAACGGUCGCAAAGAGAACAAAAAGUAGGGUUAAAUUAUAUUCAUGACCCAUUCUCGUUCUUAUUGUUUAAAUAAAUGAAUUUACUUCAAGGCUAGUGCUACAGUAUGUGGUGGCAUUAGAAAAUUUUUAUUCGUUGUAACUAACUUUCUUCGAAAGAUACCAAUUUAUCAUUUUAACGUCAUAGCGUGAAAAGCAAAAUCAGUCCCGAGUGCCUUGAAAUCAUUUAUUCUGAUCAAUUCAUGAAAUGAAUUAAAUUCAUUGAAAUAUUGAUCAGAUCUUACUCUGUCGUCACUUACUUUAACAUAUACACUUACAUAGAUGUAGUUAUCUUGAUGUAUCUUACGAUUUAUUUAGCUUUCAUGUCCUUAUUAAAAACUUUUACACAGCCGAAAUAUGAGCGUUAAUGUUAACAAUGAAAACUUAUUUCAUAACUAUUUAUAUAAAUCGCGGGUCUAUACUUUGUGCUAUAGGACCAGUCUAUAUUCAACACGUUUACUGAAAAUUAAACUGAAAAUUAAUUUGUGAUGCCAUUAUUGAAUGGCUUGAAACUAUUGACCCUCUCGGUCAUUUAGAUCUCGGACAAUAGUUUUGACUAUCGACCGGCAAGCCAUCCGAUAAGUUCAAAAUACUUAUCUAUAGAAUAGGCAAGUUUUAGUUCUAGAAAGAAACCAACGCGGUAUUGAGUUUGUGAAGACACGACUUAAUUUCUAAUCAGAAUUAGUUCGUCACGCAAUAAAAAACUACAAGCUAGUAAGAUUUAGCUAUAUUUGUAAAAAUUGUGGCAUUGUGACAAUUGUGGCUUGCAGUAAGUGAUACUUACUUACCAUCUUGGAAAUGAUUUUUCUUAUUAUCAACCUGUUUCUUUCCUUUUUUGCAGUGUUCUCAAUAAAAUUAUAAACUAUC
Mercenaria mercenaria is the source of this 2235-nucleotide messenger RNA. RefSeq lists its product as uncharacterized. Gene Ontology annotation, molecular function: cadherin binding; calcium ion binding. Gene Ontology annotation, biological process: homophilic cell-cell adhesion. The coding region runs from base 159 to 896 and encodes 245 amino acids. The record is from RefSeq and is a predicted model, not a curated record. The transcript is spliced from 5 exons. NCBI's taxonomy places the organism in Eukaryota, Metazoa, Mollusca, Bivalvia, Venerida, Veneridae. Gene Ontology annotation, cellular component: membrane; catenin complex.